CUUUCUGUCUGUUAUUGUUUAUCCCUGCAUCAGUACUGUAUUUUACUCUAUUAUUUCUCAAUCUAUCUCAAUCAGUCUGCUGCAUAUAUCAGAUAAGAUGUAGGUGUGUUUGAUGACAAACCCCAGAGCUUCUCUCCUGUCUCCUGAAAAACCAGUUUCACAGGUUUUUCCGGGGAUGAGUUUCAGAGCUUUUUCUCAAGAUCCCAGUACACAGGUGGAACGAGAAGCCUUCAAACGUUCUCAUUUACCACGUUUUUCUGCAGUGAAGGGUGAUGGCGUCUGUUUCAGAGCAGCUUCUGGCCGCUCUGGAUGAUCUAGAUGCAGAUAAACUGAAGAGGUUUAAAUGGCACUUUAAGAAUUAUAAGGGCUUUUCAGUUACUUAUCUGGAGAAGGCAGACGCUCAUGACACAGUGGAUCUGAUGAUGGAGCGUUUCGGACCAGAAGAAGCUGUGAAAUUCACGGUGGACAUCCUGAGGAAGAUGAACCACAACCAUGUGGCCGAAGAGUUAGAGGAAAAACACAAGCAAGCUCAGGCUGAGAGCAGUAUUAAGGAUCCUGCCCCUGCUGGAGCCGAAUCAGAACUGAUUGGGGACAAGAAAACCAUACAAGAUUGGGACGACAUGAGGCUGGAUUUGAAGAUAACACAGAGGAUGUUCCGGCAGAGAAUCCAGCAGAGACUGAAAGAUCUUCAGCAGCUGGAAAAGGCUUUGGCAUCUUAUAAGCGCUCUGCAGAGACAGCAGUGGGGGACAGUGAGAAGAUGUUUAAUGAGCUCAUGCACACCAUUGAGAGAAGCCGCUAUGAAGUGACACAGCGAUUCAGAGAUCAGGAAGAGACUGCAGUGAGUCAAGCUCAAGAAGGACUGGAGCAACUGGAGCAGGAGAUCAAUGAUCUGAGGAGGAGAGACGCUGAGCUGGAGCAGCUUUCAUGCACACGGGAUCACAUCCAGUUCCUGAAGAAUUUCCAGUCUCUCUCAGCACUUCCAGAAUCAACAAAAGUACCCAACAUUCCCUUCAGUUCUUUCUUCUCUUUUGAUGGCAUGAAAGAAACUGUCCGUCAGCUGACAGACAAACUGAAUGAUUUCUGCAAAGAGGAGAUCAUGAACAUCUCUAACAGAGUCACAUUCAACAUCAUUGCUUCUAAGACCAGGAAUGACCUCCUACAAUAUCACCAUCAGCUCACUCUGGAUCCAAACACAGCACAUAAUUGCGUCCAACUUUCUGAGAGAAACAGAGUGACGGCUAACACUGGCACAACUGAGCCGUAUCCGGAUCAUCCAGAGAGAUUUGGUCAGAAUAAUCAAGUUUUGUGUCGAGAGAGUGUGUCUGAACGAUGUUUCUGGGAGCUGGAGUGGAGUGGAGAUACUGUGUAUAUAGCUGUGUCAUAUAAGAGCAUCAGCAGGAAAGGAGGUGAUGAGUGUUGGUUUGGACAUAAUAAUAAGUCAUGGACUUUGUACUGCACGUCCACGCAAAAUUACUUUAUACACAAUAGCAAAUUUACGCUUCUCCCUGAAGAGUCCAUAAUCAGUCCUAGAAUAGGAGUGUUUGUGGAUCACAGUGCAGGAACUCUGUCCUUCUACAGCGUCUCCAGAAACACAAUGAGUCUCAUCCACACAGUCCAGACCACAUUCACUCAGCCACUCUAUCCUGGGUUUGCUGUUGAACAUGGAUCAUCAGUGAAACUGUGUUGA
Cyprinus carpio (common carp) is the source of this 1688-nucleotide messenger RNA. RefSeq names its product tripartite motif-containing protein 16-like protein. NCBI's taxonomy places the organism in Eukaryota, Metazoa, Chordata, Actinopteri, Cypriniformes, Cyprinidae. The record is from RefSeq and is a predicted model, not a curated record. Gene Ontology annotation, molecular function: protein binding.